Messenger RNA from Rhodofomes roseus, 1279 nucleotides. RefSeq lists its product as uncharacterized. The record is from RefSeq and is a predicted model, not a curated record. The transcript is spliced from 3 exons. NCBI's taxonomy places the organism in Eukaryota, Fungi, Basidiomycota, Agaricomycetes, Polyporales, Fomitopsidaceae. The coding region runs from base 109 to 1188 and encodes 359 amino acids.
CUGCUGCAGACUCAGUCGUCAAGCCACCACCCUCGCAUCUCCUCGCCCGACCUCCCGUCACAGUACCUCCCUCGUCUGUAAUAUUUCUGGCACCCUUACCCGGCCCCCAUGGAAGAAGAUCCCUUUGGCGCGGUCUGGGGCACCCCCGAUCCCUCACCCCUGGCGCCAAAACCUAUUGCGGCCGCUUUCUCGUCCGGCCCAUCCGCGGAUGGCUUUGACGAUUUUGACGAAUUCGGGACGCCUGCAGAGACGAUAGCCACCUCUGGCACUGACGGUGACGACGAUUUCGGGGAUUUUGGAGACUUCGGGGAGGCACAGGAUCUGGGCGAGGGUCCCACAUUCGAAGAGGACGUAGCCUUUGGGGAGGAGGUGCGGAUAUCUGGUCCAUCGACGUAUGCUUCCGAUUGGGAGCCUCUGCGCUUGCGCCCGCUACCAUCCAGACGAGAGCUGCAAGAACACGUCGACCAUAUACUCGCGCCGUUAUGGGCGUCCAUUGACGAGUCGCAACUGACCGACGAAGACAUCCGACAAACGGGCGGACUGAACCAGACACUUAUCACUCCGGAGAGUCGCCAGCUGUAUAAGCUGCUGUUACCAAAUGCCCCUCCCACGGUGCAGCCUGUCAAUUGGACACGCUCGCGAAUAAGGAGACGACACCUCAUAUCAUUAGGCAUCCCCGUCAACCUUGACGAGGUCCUGCCAAAGGCGAACGGCAAGCUGCCGACGCUGGAGAUCACGACGCGACCCAUGUCCGCACCUCCCGGGCCCCGUACAGCACCGGUGCAGAAGACUGUGGCCUCACAAAGCAGCUCGCGUGUUGGAUCACGGCCGGGGACGCCAGUGACCAGUCUGCCAAACGCGGCGUCGAUGUCAGCCCAGUCGGUGUCUACGCAGCUUCGCCUUGGCCCACGGCCAGAGCUAGACGAACGCAGAUUGAAUCAGUUGCUGGAACUCAAUCCAAACAAACUGACGUUGCAACCGAUUGCUUCACUGGAAAGAUACCUGACAGACCUACAAUCGCACACGAUGCAGGUCUCCACCAUGCUCACACACUUGCUCCAGACGCGAGAUGCGUUGAAGCAAGACUCGGAGACCUACAACAAGCUUAUUGGAGAGCUGGUAGCAGAUGCGCAGAAAAGGAGCACGGCAAAGCGCGUCGCCGGCGGAAAGAGGAGUACAUUGUCUUAGGCUACGACCAUACACACCCCACAUACCAUUUAUUAUUCGUUGCAUUUGGACUUGAUCGCUGCAGUUAGCUCAACGAGCUGUUAGGCUGUUA